AUGUCUCUUGUACAACUCUACAUUCCGGCAGAAAUUGGAAGAACAGCCAUUUACUCGUUAGGCAAGCUGGGGCUUGUUGAAUUUCGUGACCUGAACAAGAAGGUGAACGGGUUCCAGCGCUCGUUUGUCAAUGAGAUCAGACGGCUGGACAACACUGAGAGACAGUACCGGUAUCUACAGAAGGAAAUGGAAUCCAGAGACAUCACCCUUGUGGAGACAGACCUGGAAAGUGAUUCCCAAGUUCUGGCUACAAGUCAAUUGGAUGAGAUUGUUGUUGAUGCUCAGUUGCUUGAAGACAGAGUGAGUCAAUUGACCACGGCCUCAGAGGAUCUUUUGAAACAGCAAAUGGACUUGAAGCAGUAUCAACAGGUUUUAGCAGCCACUGACGAAUUUUUCAGCCAUGUGCAGACGGCCGAUUCUUCUGAUAUCAACGAGCCUGAAUUCUUAGAGAACGGGGGUCUUCAUGAUGCGAACUUCAUUACCGGAGUGAUUCCAAGAGCCAAGAUCGAUGUUUUGGAGAAGAUUUUAUGGCGUGUUCUGCGUGGUAACCUGUUUAUCACCAGCACCGAAAUUGAACAGAAAAUGUACGAUGUCAAGUCAAAGGAAUUUGUGGACAAGAACAGUUUCAUCAUUUUUGCUCACGGAGAAGUGAUUUUGUCCAGAGUGCGCAAAAUUUGCGAGUCGUUGGAUGCAAAUAUGUACUUUGUGGACCAAGAUAUUAAGCAAAGAACCAAACAGAAGCGCGAGGUGAACGACAAACUUUCAGAUGUCACUAACGUUUUGGAAUCGACUGAAAGAACACUGGGAACUGAGCUUAGAGCCGUUGCUACUGAGUUGGAUGUCUGGUGGAAAGCUGUCAAGCUUGAGAAAUCCGUUUUUUCAGUCAUGAACCUCUGUCAUUACGAUUUGACAAGAAAGUGUUUGAUUGGUGAAGGAUGGGUGCCUACAGAUGACUUCGAUAAGGUGAAGGCCGUUUUGGAAGGAAUCAGCGGUAAGUUUUCAGCCAAUCCUGAAGAAUCCUUCCCAAUUGUGGUCAACACCGUGCAAACCACAAGAACUCCUCCAACUUACCAUAAAACAAACAAAUUCACUGCGGCAUACCAAGCUAUGUGCGAUGCUUACGGAGUCGCAACCUAUAGAGAAGUCAACCCUGCUCUUCCAACGGUGGCCACGUUCCCAUUCAUGUUUGCGAUCAUGUUUGGUGAUCUGGGACACGGAUUCAUAAUGUUUCUGGCAGCUUCAGCACUUGUGCUGAACGAGAAGAAGAUUGCAAAGAUGAAGAGAGACGAGAUAUUCGACAUGGCAUAUUCCGGAAGAUACAUCUUGCUGAUGAUGGGCUUCUUCUCGAUGUACACUGGAUUUCUUUACAACGAUGUGUUCUCCAUCUCUAUGAGUUUCUUCAAGUCGGGGUGGAAAUGGCCUGAGUCUUGGAAAGAAGGUGACAGUAUCUCCGGAACACAAACGGGAGUGUAUCCUAUUGGGUUGGAUCCAGCAUGGCACGGAACCGAAAACAAUUUGUUGUUCACCAACUCAUACAAGAUGAAAUUGUCGAUCUUGAUGGGAUUCAUUCACAUGUCGUACUCCUACGUGUUUUCGUUGGUGAAUGCCCUUUACUUCAAAUCGAAGAUAGACAUUAUUGGAAACUUCAUUCCUGGUCUUCUGUUCAUGCAGGGAAUCUUUGGUUACUUGUCGUUGUGCAUAGUUUACAAAUGGUGUGUUGAUUGGAUCAAGAUCGGAAAGCCAGCUCCAAGUUUGCUGAACAUGCUGAUCAAUAUGUUCUUGGCACCAGGAAAAGUCGAGGAAGAGCUUUACAGCGGUCAAUCGACAGUUCAGGUUGUUCUGUUGUUGAUUGCAUUGGUUGCUGUUCCAUGUCUUUUGCUCAUCAAACCAUUGCACUUCAAGUACUCACACUCGCAUCAUUAUGAAGGAGUCCCGACCGAAUCCAAUGACAACAACCUUCUCAGCAACCUCGAUUUGGACGAUGACGAAGAGCAUGAGGAACACACUUUUGGCGACGUGAUGAUCCACCAGGUUAUUCACACGAUCGAGUUCUGUCUUAACUGUGUUUCUCACACUGCCUCGUACCUGCGUCUGUGGGCUUUGUCGCUUGCGCACGCACAGUUGUCGUCUGUUCUGUGGUCCAUGACUAUUGCACGCAGUUUUGCAGUCACUGGACUUGGUGGCACUAUUUUCGUGUUCCUGAUGUUUGGCAUGUGGUUUGUGCUAACAGUCGCCAUUUUGGUGGUCAUGGAAGGUACCUCUGCCAUGUUGCACUCUUUGAGAUUGCACUGGGUCGAGUCCAUGUCCAAGUUCUUCGAAGGUGAAGGUGUUCCGUAUGAUCCUUUCUCUUUCAAGAUGGUGCUUGGUCUUAUUUAG
Ogataea philodendri is the source of this 2376-nucleotide messenger RNA. RefSeq lists its product as uncharacterized. Gene Ontology annotation, cellular component: fungal-type vacuole membrane; vacuolar proton-transporting V-type ATPase, V0 domain; vacuolar proton-transporting V-type ATPase complex. Gene Ontology annotation, molecular function: proton-transporting ATPase activity, rotational mechanism; ATPase binding. The transcript has a single exon. Gene Ontology annotation, biological process: proton transmembrane transport; vacuolar acidification. The coding region runs from base 1 to 2376 and encodes 791 amino acids. The record is from RefSeq and is a predicted model, not a curated record. Lineage: Eukaryota; Fungi; Ascomycota; Pichiomycetes; Pichiales; Pichiaceae.